Messenger RNA from Ostrea edulis (European flat oyster), 1317 nucleotides. Its product is annotated as protein SYS1 homolog. The record is from RefSeq and is a predicted model, not a curated record. The transcript has 3 exons. The coding region runs from base 332 to 841 and encodes 169 amino acids. NCBI's taxonomy places the organism in Eukaryota, Metazoa, Mollusca, Bivalvia, Ostreida, Ostreidae. Gene Ontology annotation, cellular component: Golgi membrane; trans-Golgi network. Gene Ontology annotation, biological process: protein localization to Golgi apparatus; Golgi to plasma membrane protein transport; Golgi to endosome transport.
AAAAAAAUUUCCUUGUUUAGAAUUUAAUAAAGGGGUAAAUAUGGAAUGACAGGGUUAAAACCAGAAUAACGUUUUAAAUAAUAAGAAUAACACUUGUAUUUAUAUCUCUAUAUAUAUUGUACACUUAUAGUGAUUUAUAGAAUAAAAAAAUAUGGACUGGCUUACAAUGUUGCAGUUAGCAGUAAUUAGUCAAAUCCAGCUGUAAAGCAUUCAAUUGACAAUGAUCGUGAAAUGACGUUGGCUGGUAGCGUAGUGUGAUCCAUUGCUCCGACAGUUUGCUGAUGAUAAAAAGUACUAUUCCUUAUGUUGGCGUGCUUAUUUACAGCAUGUGAUGUUUGGCCUUCUUAGGAAUAGGUUUAUGAAAAUGAAUGGCGGACACUUUAGGAGCCAUGUUUGGGAUCCUAAGCUACUAUGUUUACAAAUAGUGGCUAUGCAAUGCCAGUUUUACUUCUUGUUUGGGAUGUGGACCUACCUGAUGGACAUCAUUGGCAGGUUUGACGCGUCAAUGGACCAGUUGUUUACACAAACGGAUUUAGACUUGCUUGAAGAUUCGGGGAGAGUUCAAGUUAUUGCUUUCCUUUUGAAUAGCCUUACAAGUGCUGUAGCCUUGUGGUACAUUGUCCAAAGAGCAAAACUAUGUUUGGACUUUGCAGUGACAGCCCAUUUCUGUCAUUUCCUUGGAUGCUGGAUUUUUAAUCGCCACAUUCCACAAACACUCCCUUGGUGGAUUCUGAAUGUGAUUGGAUGCGCUAUAAUGACUGUGUGUGGAGAAUUCUUGUGUAUGAGAACAGAAAUGAAGGCCAUUCCACUUUCAAUGGCAGGGGCCAAAGUGGAUUUGUAAAUGUCCACAUAUCCACAAACUUAAUCAUUGCAUUACACUUGCUCUGUCUGUGGUUCGUGGCAUGUACAUAAUUAUGUCAAGUGCUACAGGAACUAAACGAUUAAUUCACACUCGACUAGUAACUCAUGAAUAACUUUAAUCAGAGUAAGGGUGUGUUAUUUACAACUAGAUGUUACCUUGAUAGUUUUUGUUUUGGUACCAACUCCAAUGUUUGGAGACGCUAAGUUGCUGUAAACGUUAUGUAUGCCUAUUUUGAUGAACAAUUUAUUAUAAGGGAAAUUUCAAAUUGCUUUUAAUCCUUACCAUGAUAUUAGUUGAAAAAUUAGCCAUUGAAACUUUAUAAGUAAGUUUUGACCAGAAGUCGUGUUUUUAGUACAUGUGCAUCAUCCAUCAUAUCAUAUGAUCUUGGAAGUUUUAUGAAAUUCAUUUUAAAUAUUGACAUUUAAGUUAUUUUGAAUAAAGGUCUUCAAGUUCGA